AUGUCGUGGCUCCUAGUCGUCGCGGUGCUUGCGGGCUUCGCGCUUGGUCCCUCCGCCGGCACGGACCACAUCGUUGGCGCCAACCAUGGGUGGAACCCCAACAUCAACUACUCCCUCUGGUCCGGCAACCAGACCUUCUACGUCGGCGACCUCAUCUCGUUCAGGUACCAGAAGGGGACGCACAACGUGUUCGAGGUGAACGAGACGGGGUACGACAACUGCACCAUGGCCGGGGUCGCCGGCAACUGGACCUCCGGCAAGGACUUCAUCCCGCUCCCCGAGGCCCGCCGCUAUUACUUCAUCUGCGGCAACGGCUUCUGCCUGCAAGGCAUGAAGGUCGCCAUCACCGUCCACCCGCUCCCGCACAACGCCACCUCCAAGGGCUCCAACAGCCGUGGGAGCACCGGCGCACAGGAAGAAGAGGCCGCGGCGGCGGCGCUUGGGACCAGGAGCGCCGCGUGGCUGGCGACGCUCGCAGUCGCCGCAGCUGCAGUGGUGGCUUUCCGCUAG
Miscanthus lutarioriparius is the source of this 510-nucleotide messenger RNA. The record is from the annotation of a GenBank genome assembly. NCBI's taxonomy places the organism in Eukaryota, Viridiplantae, Streptophyta, Magnoliopsida, Poales, Poaceae.